Molecule: messenger RNA, 8601 nt
Organism: Meriones unguiculatus (Mongolian gerbil)
Lineage: Eukaryota; Metazoa; Chordata; Mammalia; Rodentia; Muridae
Product: zinc finger protein 280C-like
Exons: 30
Coding region: 3186-6662 (1158 amino acids)
Biological process (GO): regulation of DNA-templated transcription
Molecular function (GO): DNA-binding transcription factor activity, RNA polymerase II-specific; RNA polymerase II cis-regulatory region sequence-specific DNA binding
Source: RefSeq, a predicted model, not a curated record
UCUUUCUAUCUUUGUGUCAUUCUUUGGCUUUUUUAGACAGGAUUUUUUUUUCUAUGUAGUCCUGGCUGUGCUGGACUCCUUCUGUAGACCAGGGUGGCCUUGAACUCACAGAGAUCUGCCUGCCUCUGCUUGCUGAGUGUUUGGCUUAAAGGUGAGCACUACCAGUGCUUGUCAAGCCCACAUAGAGUCAUAGAGUCAGUCUUAUUUACUUUUCUGGAGGUGCCAAAAGCAGAAUCAGUUGGGUUGGAGAAUUUACUUCAGAAUUUCUUCCCACACCAAAGAAGAAGUUAGGAACGAUAGGAAAUGUCUUUUAAAGUUUAAAAGACGAGGAUUAGGAAAUGAUCAUGUGAGCUGGGCAGUGGUGAUGCACACCGUUAAUCCCAGCACUUGAGGUAGAGGCAGGGUGCAUCUCUAGGUUUGAGGCCAGCCGAGCACCAGCUAGAGGCCACCUGCAGACUGGAGCGUGUUCCAUGCCAUCCAGGGCUACACGUUGUCUUGAAAAGAAUCUAAUUGAUUAAUUAAAAAGAUGUAUUUAAGAAAGGGCCAAUGAUCGUGUAAGGUGUACGUCAGCAAGUGUUUUUCUCCUGUAAAUUAAAAAAAAAAAAAAAAAAGCGUAUAUAAGCAUAGGACUCUAUGACAGGAGUGUCCAAGGAACAAAAAAAUUGUUUUUUAAGCAAACACGGUUGCUGUCAGCCAGUGACUUACAUAAGCCAAUUUCAUACCUGUUUUCUGUUAAAACUUGAAAGAUGUAUCAAGUCGAGUGUUUUUAAAAACGGGUGCCUUUACUGUUUAUUCACAGGGAGAUCUCACAAUUUCUUUGUUUUAUCAAAUUUUUAUUUUUUAUAUUAAUUACCGUUUAUUCAGUUUGUAUGCCAACUGUAGCCCCCUUCCUCAUUCCCUCCCUCCUCAUCUUCUCCCCUGCCCCUCUCCAAGUCCACUGGUAGUGGAGAUCCUCCUCCCCUUCUAUCUGACCCUAGCUUAUCAGGUCUCAUCAGGACUGGCUGCUUUGUCCUCCUCUGUGGCCUGGCAAAGGCUGUUCUCCAGUCAGGGAGAGGUGGUGAGAGAGCCAGCCACUAAAAUCAUGUCAGACAUAGUGCCUGUUCUCCUUACUAGGGCCCUCACUUGGAUACUGAGCUGCCAUGGGCCACAUCUGAGCAGGGGUUCUAGGUUAUCUCCAUGAAUGGUCCUUGGUUGGAGUAUCAGCCUCAGAAAAGACCCCUGUGCCCUUCUGUUGUUCUCCUUGUGGAGCUCCUGUCCUCUCCAGGUCUCACUAUCUCCCCCUUCUUCCUAAGAUUCCCUGCACUCUGCCCAAAGUCUGGUUAUGAGUCUCAGCGUGUGAUUUUUACACUGCUGUGUAGAGUCUUUUAGAGGCCCUCUGGAGUCGGCUCCUGUUCCUGUUCUCCUUCCCGUGUUCAUCCCGCUUGCCUUUCUGAGUGAGGAUUGAUCAUCUUACCCAGGGCCCUGCGUCUUGCUUAGCUUCUUGAGGUGUACAGAUGUUAGUAUGUUUAUCCUAUAUUAUGGGACUUAUAAGUGAGAAUAUACCGUGUGUGUCUUUCGGCUUCUGGGACACCUCACUGAGGAUGAUGAUCCUUUCUAGAUCCCACCCUUUGCCUGCAAAUGUCACGUUUUCCUCGUUUUUAACUGCUGAAUAGCAUUGCACUGUGUAAAUAUACCACAAUUUCUGCAUCCAUCACUCCGUCCAGGGACCUCUGGGUUGAUUCCAGGUUCUGGCUCUUAUGAAUGAGGCUGCUGGGACCAUGGCUGAGCAAAUGUCCCUGUUGAGCACUUGAGCAUAUUUGGGGUAUAUGCCUAGGAGUGGUCUAGCUGGAUCUUGAGGAAGCGCCUUUCCUGAUUUUCUGAGAAAGCGCCCCAGUGAUUUCCAAAGUGGUUGUACAAGUUUACAUUCCCACCAGCAGUGGAGGAGGGUUCCCCUUUCUCCACAUGCUCUCCAGCAUGUAUUGUGCCUUGCGUUUUUGAUCUUAACCAUUCUGAUGGGUGUAAGGUGUAAUCUCAGGGUCGUUUUGAUUUGCAUUUCCCUGAUGACUAAGGACAUUGAGUAUUUCUUGAAGUGUCCCUCUGCCAUUCUGUCUUCCUCUACGGAGAAGAGAAUUGUCUGUUUAGCUCUGUACCCCACUUUUGGGAUCCAAUAGAAGACGCAGAGAUAAACCCACGGACCUCCCCAAAAUUGACUUUUGGCAAAGAAGCCAAAAAGCACACUAUGGGGGGGGGAGGGAAGACAGCGCCUUAAACGAAUGGUGCUGGUCUACCUGAAUGUCUACCUGUAGAAAAAUGCACAUAGAUCCACAUUUAUCACCCUGCACAGAACUAAAGCCCAGAUGCAUCAAAGAGCCCAACAUAAAACCAGACACACUAAAUCGUUUAGAAGAAAAAGUGGGGGAGAGCCUAGAACUCGCUGGCACAGGAGACAACUUCCUGAACAGCCCAGCAACAGCACAGGCUUACUAAGCUCAACAAUCAAUAAGUGGGACCUCAUGAAACCGACAAGCUUCUGUAAAGCGAAGGACACUGUGGUCAGAACAGAAGGACAGCCUACAGACUGGGAAAGCAUCUUCACCAACCCUACAUCCGAGAGAGGGCUAAUACCCAGAAUAUAUAAAGAACUCAAGAAGCUAAAGAGCACAAAUCGAGCAAUCCAUUUAAAAAUUGGGGUACGGAGCUAAACAGAAUUGCCAUCUGCUUGUGCUCAGACCGGAUUGCCAAGCAGAGUUGGAGAGCAGGGUGGCUGAUGGUGUCAUGUGAGUGUUCCCGCUGCACCUUUCCUCUUUCCCAAGGGCCCUCUUCCAGUCCAGGGCCAGGGCCUUCCAUCCCUUCCAGCCAGGCUGCUUGCGGUGGUGCGCAGGCUAGCUAGCACCCAUCAGUGGCUUGGUGGCCAGUAGGAAAGGCUCUGGGUGUGCACGUUUGUAGGCGCGGUUUACCCCCCGGGGUAAACCGCAUUCUCUUCUGGAUGCUCUCAGAGGAGCUCAUUUGGCCCUGGGAGUCUCGGGGGCUGUGCCCAUUGGUUCCAGCCUCCGCCCCCUGAGUGACGCUACCCCGGGGUUCCCGUGCUCCUCCCUUUCUGCUCCUCCUCCGCCUCUGCCUCCACCUGCUCCUUCUCUUCCUCCUCCAGCACCUCCUCCUGCUCCUGCGAGCUCCAGACGUCCUGCAGCGUUGUGGAUACUUCAGAAAUGGGAGAUCUUUAUAUGGGAUGUGAAGAAGAAGAGUUGGAACCGUGUCAGCAUAAAACUGAAGAAAUUCAAGAUGAAGGUGAAGAUGAAGAUGAUGAGUUGAUCUUUGUUGGAGAGACAUCAGUGUUGAAACCUGACAUUCCAAAUGUUUUGCAGACAUGUCUCCCCAGCUCAUCUUCAGAGGAACAAAAGGGUGACUUACUCAAUCCAGCUAUUUCUAAUAUAUUCAAGACUACAAAUCAACACUACAGAAAUCUAUCACCUAAUGCAAUGGAUGCUUUGCUGAGCUUUGAUCCUGAACCAAAAUCUUCAGAGGCUUCUGAUGAUCAGGCUGUGUCUGACCCUAACUUUUCAAAGACUUCAUCACAAGAUGAUUCAGGUGCUUCUUCCGACUUACCGUUAGACUCAACCAACUAUACACCAUCCUCCGGCAUACCGAAAAAGAGUACAGUAGACACUUCAGAAAUGGCAGAAGUUUUCAUGGGAUGUAAAGAAGAGGUGAAACCAUGUCAGCAUAGAACAGAAGAAAUUCAAAAUGAAGGGGAAGAUGACGAUGAUGAGUUGAUCUUUGUUGGAGAGAUAUCAACUUCCAAACCUGUCAUUUCAAAUAUUUUGAACACACAUCUCCCCAGCUCAUCUACAAAGGGACGAAAGAGUGACUUACUCAAUCCAGCUAUUUCUAAUAUAUUCAAGACUACAAAUCAACACUACAGAAAUCUAUCACCUAAUGCAGUGGAUGCUUUGCCGAGUUUUGAUCCUGAACCAAAAUCUUCAGAGGCUUCUGAUGAUCAGGCUGUGUUUUACCCUAACUUUUCAAAGACUUCAUCACAAGAUGAUUCAGGUACUUCUUCCGACUUACCGUUAGACUCAACCAACUAUACACCAUCCUCCGGCAUACCGAAAAAGAGUACAGUAGACACUUCAGAAAUGGCAGAACAUUUCAUGGGAUGUUGUAAUGAAGAGUUGGAACCAUGUCAGCAUACAACAGAAGAAAUUAAAACUGAAGGGGAAGAUGAAGAUGAUGAGUUGAUCUUUGUGGGAGAGAUAUCAACUUCCAAACCUGACAUUUCAAAUAUUUUGAACAUACGUCUUCCCAGCUCAUCUAUAAAGGGAAGAAAGAGUAACUUACUCAAUCCAGCUAUUUCUAAUAUAUUCAAGACUACAAAUCAACAGUACAGAAAUCCAUCACCUGAUACAGUGGUUGCUUUGCCAAGCUUUGAUCCUGAACCAAAAUCUGCAGAGGCUUCUGAUGAUCAGGCUGUGUCUGACCCUAACUUUUCAAAGACUUCAUCACAAGAUGAUUCAGGUGCUUCUUCCGACUUACCGUUAGACUCAACCAACUAUACACCAUCCUCCGGCAUACCGAAAAAGAGUACAGUAGACACUUCAGAAAUGGCAGAACAUUUCAUGGGAUGUUGUAAUGAAGAGUUGGAACCAUGUCAGCAUACAACAGAAGAAAUUAAAACUGAAGGGGAAGAUGAAGAUGAUGAGUUGAUCUUUGUGGGAGAGAUAUCAACUUCCAAACCUGACAUUUCAAAUAUUUUGAAUGAAGGUCUACCCAGCUCAUCUGCAAAGGGACAAAAGAGUGACUUACUCAAUCCAGCUAUUUCUAGUAUAUUCAAGACUACAAAUCAACAGUACAGAAAUCCAUCACCUGAUACAGUGGUUGCUUUGCCAAGCUUUGAUCCUGAACCAAAAUCUGCAGAGGCUUCUGAUGAUCAGGCUGUGUCUGACCCUAACUUUUCAAAGACUUCAUCACAAGAUGAUUCAGGUGCUUCUUCCGACUUACCGUUAGACUCAACCAACUAUACACCAUCCUCCGGCAUACCGAAAAAGAGUACAGGUAUCAAUCAAACUUCAUUAGGAUUAAAACAUCCUUCCACUUCCGAAGUAAACAGUGUUAAUCCAAAAAAGCCAAAGACCGAUGCAAGUGUUUCCAAAACAAGUCCUUUGUCUUCAUCAUCUUUACUUACGUCCCCUUCAGAGCCUUCUCCCCAGGCUGUAGAGUCAAAUAUAAAUACCUCAUCACUUCAGUCUGAAGCUGGAGACCCUUCACUACAACAUUGUCCAAACUGCCAUGUUAAGUUCAGGUUUUUGGAUCUUUUGAAAUGCCAUAUAAAGCGUUGCUGCCCAGACAUGAUAAACCACUUUCUGGAAACUCUUCAGUCAGACGAUUCAAAGGAUGAAAACAAAGCUAACAUUGGCUCAGAUGAAGGCAAAUUGAUCAUGCUGGUUAGUGACUUUUAUUAUGGAAGACAUGAAGGAGCUAUUGCGGAACACCCGAAGACUCACAGAACCUUUAAAUGCUUCAGGUGCUCAAAAGUUUUUAAAAAUAAUAUUAGGUUCAUGAACCACAUGAAACACCACUUGAAACCUGAGAAACAGAAAAAAGAGACCUGGAAAAGCCGUUCUACAUCUCUUUGCAAAAUCUGUGAAUUGUCAUUUGAAACAGAGCAUAUCUUUUUACAACAUAUGAAGGACACUCAUAAACCUGGUGAAAUGCCCUAUGUUUGCCAGGUUUGCCAGUUUAGAUCAUCAAUAUUUUCUGAUGUGGAAAUUCACUUUAAAUCAUCCCAUGAAAACACUGAGAACUUGCUAUGUCCAUUUUGCCUCAAAGUUAGUAGAAUGGCAACCCCCUAUGUGAAUCAUUGCAUGAGACAUCAGAGAAAAGGAAUUCAUCAUUGCCCAAAAUGCAGACUACAAUUUUUGACCUGCAAGGAGAAAACAGAUCAUAAUUUGGAACACCGUACAUUUAUACAACCUAAAGAACUAGAAGGAUUGCCUUCUGGAACAAAAGUCACUAUUCAGGCUUCACUUGGAUCUGCUCAAUCAAGCUCAUCAAGCCCAUCUUCUAGUUCUAUUCCAAGCAUUUCUCUUGAGGUCUCAGCUCCAAUGUCUAAAAUUACAACUACUGAAAAUAACUCAAAAGUACUUGCAAAUAAGGUUAAGAAAAGUAAGCCUGAGACAAUUUUAAGCACAACUCGUAAGCCCAAGUCAAGUAAGCCAGGUACAGGUAUAACUAAAUCCAAAGCCAAGCCCUCCUACAAGCAAAAGAGACAGCGCACCAGGAAAAGCAAAUUAAGUAUAUAUUUGAAGAAUUUAAGAUGUCACCAGGGAAUUCACACGUGUAUUGAGUGCCAUUCCAAAAUAACAGAUUUUUCAAGCCACUUUUCUACAUUUAUAAAUUGUGAUGUUUGCAAGUAUACCACUAACUGCAACCAAGCCUUUACAAAUCAUACCAUCUCUCAUAAUGACCAACCAAGUAAACAGUUUUAUAUUUCUAAGAAGCAUUCACAAGCCCUCAGGGGCAUCACUCUAGUGUGCCUUAAAUGUGACUUCCUAGCUGGUACUUCUGGCUUAGACCGUAUGGCUAAACACUUAAGUCAACGUAAAACUCAUACUUGCCAAGUUGUCAUAGAGGACGUUACUGAAAGAACCUUAACUCCCGAAUCCACUUCUGACGGCUUGUUGAAAUAGAUUCCUGCUCUAUGGAGCUCGUGCAACCUGGUGCAAGACAAGUUGGAAUUUCCUAAGCUGAAAGUUCUGCAGUGUUUGCGUUCACAAAUCCAGUUUCCUAAGUUGAAAGUUCUGCAGUGUUUUCAUGAAAGCUGUUAAAAUCCAUGACACUCACUGUCAUUAUUCAGCUCUUUUCAGCUUUCAGGUGGCAGUAGAUCGUUACUGUCAGGUUAACAUGUCUGAAUGUGCUGUUGUUUUCCAGUUGGCUCUGGAAAAAGAACUUUAGUUCUGUUGUCUUUCUUACUUUGCUUCAGAUAAUCUGUUUUCUCUGCUGUAGUUGCCUCCAGAAUAUUACAUACAAAUGCUGUAGCUGUUCCUUUUUCUCUUUGUCUGUUUUGUCUGCAUCUUGAUUUCUUACAAGUCUUGCUGCUCAGAUAGCGUUCAUUCUUUGUCGUUGUUCUAUUUUUCAUACUUUUCAGAUACAGAGGCAACACAGAAAUUUCAAAAAUGUCCAGUGGACUCCUGGACAGUGUCCUACUUCGAUGGACACAACUGAUGCCUGUUCUCUCAUUCCAAGGAAUGUGAAUUGUUUGACUGUGAGACCUGUUUCAAUUUGUGGCCUUGGGAAUUUAUCAGUUCUUAGGCAGUGUCCCUGAUAGUCCUUCCAUAAGGCUGAUUUUGAUUUGGCCACAGAUGACUUCAGGGUACACCAAACUAAACACAGCUUCCCACUGGGGGCUUUGGUUCUUAUGUUUAAGCUUUUGAGUUGGCUCUAAUAAUGAAAGCCCAUCAAGUGAAUGCUUUGACAUACGCCAUGUUUAAUCACUUUGGCUACAUAGUCCUUCAAUAUUCCUCACGUAGUCUACAGUGCAAGAAAAGCCUGAUUGUAUAGGGAGUGAGGUUACUGCCAUAUUCUUGGAAAAACAAACGUGAAAAUGUGGCUCCAAAUUAACACUAAUGUAUGUUAUCAUGUAAAGUUUUAGCCAGAAUACCACAAGUUCUCAGCAAUUCUAGUAUUUGAAUUUUUCCUUUUUUUUUUUUUUUUUUUUUUUUUUUUUUGGUUAUGAUUUAGUUCAUUUUAUUUUAUGUGUAUUGGUUGGCCUGCAUGUAUGUCUGGGUGAGGUUGUCUGAUCCCCUGGAACUGGAGUUAGAGUUGUGAGCUGCCAUGUGGUUGCUGGGAAUUGAGCCCCGGUCCCCUGGAAGAGCAGCCAGUCCCUUUAACAUGCAAGCCACCUCUCCAGCCCCCUCCUAAUUGUUUUUGAAAAAUUAAAUUUAGAUAGCACUAUUUUUUGACAUUCACCAAAUUUAGUGAUGUCCAGUUUAUAUGUCUACUUUUACAAUUUUUGCUUAAAUCUUUUGUUUUGUGUUUGUUAAAAUUGCCAAGAAAUUUCUUUAAAAUUCUCUACAUAUUUCAUGUACCUGCUUACUGAUAGUUUCUUUCUUUGUUUGUUUGUUUGUUUGUUUGUUUCUGUCUGUCUAUCUUUCUUUCUCUUUGAGGCAUGGUCUGUGUUAUGUAGCUCUGGCUAUCCUGAUACUCACUAUAUAGAUCAGGCUGACCUGAUUUGUGCCUGCCUCUACCUCACAAGUGCUGGAUUCAAAGGUGUGCGUGGUACUUGUUUGUGUCAUUAGACAUUAAUAAAUGCUCUGUCUUAUCUUGGGAUUAUUAUCAACAUGUUAGUGGUCAGGAAUUUAAAGACGAUGAACAAAAAGUCCCUUUACAAACACGUUUUAAGUUAAGUUGCUAUUCACUUAAUAGUUACUGUAAUUCCGUUCGAUAAAGAUAAUAUAUUAAAAAUAUUGGGACCAAAAAGUGCACAUGUUUCUUGCCCACAGAUACAGAGAGAGAGAGAUGUAUACAUUUUUAUUUUGGUGUUUGUUUAUUUUGAUUACAUUGAAUAUAUGUUUUCUGAACAGUUUUAUUGUUACUUAUUUUUUUAAUAAAAGUUGUGUUAUUAAACAA